This is a messenger RNA of Lactuca virosa, 798 nucleotides long. Lineage: Eukaryota; Viridiplantae; Streptophyta; Magnoliopsida; Asterales; Asteraceae. The record is from the annotation of a GenBank genome assembly.
AUGUACAAGUCGGAUACAUGUUCGACUGAAUCUGCCACAAAUGCUUCUUCCUCGCAACAUCCUGAAAUAGAAACAACUUAUACGUCAAGCGACACAUCAACGAGGGUCGUAAAGAAGAAGAAGAGUAGCACAAAGGCAUUAGUGAAGCGUCUACUAGAGGAGGAGGAGGAGGAGGAGGAGAUGAUAAAUAAAGAGGAUGAAGAACCAUAUUACCAUGAUACACAGUUCGACUAUGGUGGUUUGGAGGAGAAAGUUGCACCUACACCUACACAUGGUGAGCCGUCACAAGACGUGACUGAACAUGACACAAAAAUAGUGACUCCUAUUGGUAGGCCGCAACGAAAGAGGGCUGUUGCAUGGUAUCAGCGGACUCCGUUCACAGUGGUUCUAUUCGUAAUAAAUGUUAUUAGUGCCCAUUGGUUUAUGGCGGUGCUACAUUUAGAUACCUGGAAAGUAGAAAUUUAUGAUUCAGCACGAAUUGCGGGUUACUUCUCAAAGUACUUAACUGGUGGAGAAUUCACAAGUUUUGGAGAUAGUAUUAUCUCAGAGUUAGAUGUCAUUGAGUACUGGAACCAUUUCCCCGUUGGACACAAAGACAAAGCAAAGCUGGAGUUUGUUGAUGUUGUAGAUGUGCCACAACAAGAAUAUAGUCUUGACAAAGGGGAUUGUGGAGUAUUUGUAUGCAUGUUUAUGGAAAUGAUUGUUUCGGGGGUACCAGUGAAGAUUUCUACGGCACGUAGAGAUGCGGGAUUUCUCUACAGAAAUAAGAUGGCAAAUGUUAUUUGGGAUACUAUAUAG